CCCAUCUAGACAUAAAGAAAGAGCAAGAGUAUCACAAUCCGCAGGUUGGGAACCCCAAAGACUAUUUGGAUUUCUAAGGUUUUUCUUUCCCUUCUUCAGAGACCUGGUGGUGUUUUAGUGGACUCUAAUGUGGUUUAUACUGGGGUUUUGUAAAAUCAAAACCCUGUAACUCUUGUUUGGUUUUCUUGGAUUAAUAAUUAAGUGAUUGUAAUUUUGGUUAAAGUAGUAAUAAAAAUCAUUGACAAAGAAUAUGGGAUAAGUAUGAAGCCUAAGACCCAAUGAGCCUUUGCUUUAGCUGACCACAGAAGCAGCUAUUUUCUCCUGGUCCAGGUACUGAGAGUUUUUAUGGGAUAUUUUUGACUCUUAUUAUAUUCCGGUUCUUGGAAUGAAAUGAUUUUAGUUCACAGGCCAACAAAAAAUAUGUAACAGCAGUUAUUGCAGGCAGUAUCUCCUUCCACUCCCCUCGCUGCCAAAACAAACCACUAGAUAUCUCUUCACAUCUGAGACAAGUGAUACCUUUGGACUCGCUCCUGUUGCCAUUAGAGUCAGAGAGAUUUGCAUUGACUUAUACAACCGUAGGAUCAGCCACAAUCAGGGACUGGUAGGAGUACAAAUAUCCCCCCUCAGCCGCCUUCCAAGAUACUAGGUGAGAUACUAGGUUAGAAAGCUAAAUUACAAUACAGGAGUUCAUUAAUGCAGAAGUAGUAAUGGGCAAUUUCAGAUGUUUUAUUUAACAACAUCUGUUUAUAAUGGACAUUAAAAAGAUUUUUUUCAACACAUCAUUCAAUUAUUUUAUUAGUCAUAUUCAAUUUAGUCUGCAUCCAGUACAUCAUGCAGAUAAGAUGCCCACAUUAUACGAUAAUAAAAUAAACCACCUGAAAUUGCUUCUAUUCUGAAGAACUAUCUUGAUAGUAUAUGUUUGUCUAUUCAUUUGUGGGGUUUUUGGAGUGAAUGCAGACAGAAAAGCAAUAAUGGCUUCUACUGGACCAGAUCCUAAAAAAAUGAGAUGAACUAAGUAUAUUUACUUUUUCAGAACAUAUCAGAAAUGUUUUAUUUUUCCAUAUUUACUUCAAAUUAUUUCUCUCACUUGUUUAUAUUUUUAAAAUAUUAUUAUUUGUAUUACAGUAGUGCAUAGAGGCCUCAACAGAGGGGAGGGCCUGGUGCUUGGUGUCCUACAGAUGCUUAGCAAAAGCCAAUCCCUGCCUGAAGCCCCUACAAUCUAAAUAGAUAAGACAAUCCCCAUGUUACAGACAGGGAAGUGAGGCACAAAGAUUAGGUGACUUGCCCACAAUCACGCAGGAAGCCAGUGGCAGAGCCAGACAUUCAAUCCAGACCACCAGAGUUCCAGUACUGAGAUCUCUUAAUCAAGGAGCAAGGUGGCCGGUUAACUUUUUUCAAUAACUGUUUCUAUGGGGGGAAGUAAAUAGCAAAGACAAAGAUGAGUUAAUUAUUGGGUCUGUUUAUGUUCUCUUUCUGAUCUCACUGAAAUCUGUAGAAACCUCCAGGACAAACACAGUCUCUUCUGUGUCUAAAAAGAGAGAAACUCUACAAACAGAAUUGCUGAGUGAAACUUGGUGAAUGCCCUGGAACUGGCACAAAACCAGAAGUUUUCCUCACUACGGGACAUUGAGGUCCUUCUCAACUUCUAUCUGCCUUAUAUGAGAAGCAUCUGCUUGACAGACAUAUAAAGAGUGUGGGCAUGUGGAAAGUGGCACUUCUGGUUCUGUGCACUAUGCUUACUCUGAGGGGGUUGGCAAAGGGGGCUCCGCUGAGGCCAGAAGAAAAAUGGAAACCUCUGAACAAUCCCAGAAACCGAGAUCUGUUUUUCAGGACACUCCAGGCUUAUUUUUCGGGAAGAGGUCUUGAUCUGAGAAAGUUCCUAGAUACUUUCUCCAUGAAUAAUGACAGACCCAGGCCUGUAGCGAUCUACUCGGAUCCUACUGCUUCUGCAUUUGCAGAUUAUGAAGAAAAGAAAAAAAUAUUUCAAAACUACUUCAAAGGCUGAAAGAAGCUGCUGACCAAGGUGGUUACUUUUGGACUUCAUGUGAAUUGGAAGCAUACACGGCAAAAUGUUACUGCUUUGGGGUUUCUAACUAUUAUCUGACAAUUUAACAUUUUCUUCAGCAUCUGAGUCUUUACAUACACAAAUCUGACAUCUGGCUGUAAUUGCCAUAUUUGCUCACUUUUCAGGUGGUGAGGUAUGUAUGGUUGUGAAGAUUGGUUUGACAAGAUUUUACUUGUUGAAAUGUAAAUGAAUGAAAAGUUCAAUCUGAUGUAGUUUGUCCGACUAUUCCUAAUUGUCUUUGUCAAGGAAUGUAAAUAAAUGUUACCUUU
This is a messenger RNA of Chelonia mydas (Green sea turtle), 2334 nucleotides long. It is a transcript of the gene C11H2orf66, whose product is annotated as chromosome 11 C2orf66 homolog. The record is from RefSeq and is a predicted model, not a curated record. NCBI's taxonomy places the organism in Eukaryota, Metazoa, Chordata, Testudines, Cheloniidae. The transcript has 4 exons. The coding region runs from base 1700 to 2005 and encodes 101 amino acids.